GUCAAACAAGCGUCAAGGCCCUACUUGCAUUCUUGGCUCCCUCCUACUUCGACCCUUCUUAAGCCGGUAAAAUCUACUUUAUUAUUUAUAAAAGCUAUAUUAUACCUAACAUUCUUACAAUACCACUCUUAAAGUAGCUUGUACAACAACCACAUACAACCACGUCUACAAGCGGCAACCUAUCAUUUUAUAUCUCACUCCCUCAACUCAGCCUGAUGCUACAAAGAGAGCGAGAGAGAAAUAAUUAAAAUACGAGAGUGUAUAUUAUUAUCCAUGAUUUCAAAUCAUUUGACUUAGUCCAAGAAUCAAACUUGUCCCGCUGUCCGCUCGAUAGAGUGACUUGCCACAAAACCUCUAGAAAUAUAUAUCUAACCUAGCCUUUCUGAACGGAACCCCGUCGUCGACUCUACCGAGCUUCAACUUCUUUAAUACCCGACCUAGCAAAUCGACAUCUACCUUGCUAUCUUGGAGGAUAGCACCGUUGUAGGGCCAUCGUAGGAAACUAUAUAUCUCUAGGAUACUAUAUCAGCAAUCAUGGGUCGCCCAAGACUUAUUAUAUUAAUCAGACAUGCCCAGUCUGAGGGCAACAAAAACCGCGAGAUCCACCAGACCAUCCCCGAUCAUAGAGUCAAGUUGACCCAAGACGGAUGGCAGCAAGCCCGCGACGCCGGUCGUCGAUUACGAGCCCUACUCCGUCCAGACGACACCCUCCAAUUCUAUACCUCUCCGUACCGACGGACGAGAGAAACGACCGAGGGUAUUUUAGAAACCCUAACGUCAGACGAUCCCGACCCAUCGCCUUUUAAGAGAAGCAAUAUGAAGGUAUACGAGGAGCCACGGUUGCGUGAGCAGGACUUUGGAAACUUUCAGCCGUGUAGUGCCGAGAUGGAACGCAUGUGGCAAGAACGUGCCGAUUACGGCCAUUUCUUCUACCGUAUUCCUAACGGCGAGAGCGCUGCCGAUGCUUAUGAUCGUGUCUCAGGUUUCAACGAGAGCUUGUGGCGUCAGUUCGGAGAGGACGACUUCGCCAGCGUCUGCGUUCUAGUCACCCACGGUCUCAUGUCUCGCGUUUUUUUGAUGAAGUGGUAUCAUUUCUCCGUCGAGUAUUUUGAAGACCUGCGCAACGUGAACCACUGCGAGUUUCUCAUCAUGAAGAAACAGAUAGACAGCGGCAAAUAUGACCUCGAGAACAAACUCCGGACGUGGUCUGAACUACGACGCGAACGAGCUGCCAUCAAGGCCAAGGAGGAUAAAGAAUUAGCUGAUACCGGGAAGGAGAAGGAACCUAGCAAGGCUGAGAAACAUAACCACACCCCUGCUCUGCCACGCAAGUGGGGUGGUUGUCCUCAAGGCUGUAAUCACGGCAAGACUUUUAAGAUACGCGGUGAUUUGGCUGAGCUACGGCAACACGACGAAAACAGUGCUAAGCAUGCUCUCACUCAUACUGUUCCAGAGGUUAAUGGCACUAUAGCCAGCCGAAGAAGCCCAGCUAAGAGAAUUCAAGGCCCAAACAAUUCCGAUGAUGACUCGGAUGAUCCUCGCAGUAGAGCCCUUCCGCAUAUCGACGUUACUAAGGCUCAAGAAGAGGUUGUUUCCUCGCCAGACGGAACGCCGUCAUUCAUAACGAUAGAUGAUCGGCUGCGCAACGCGCUCAAAACUCCUCAGAAGUCGACAUUCCUCCACCUCGGUCGCGACUUCGGAGGUACUUACUCAGGACAUGCUAGCGAAGAAGAAGUUUCAGAGAACGACGCUCGCGAACGUCUCGCCGCCAAGGCCGCGCGUGUUAAGAACGGGGAGAGGAAUGGGCUAAUAACUCAUGGCAGAGAGCCCUCAACUACCCGUCACGCGCACGCAAAUAGGCUUGGCGAUGCGCCUAACAACUCCGACCAAGGAUCGGACGGCGGCGACGAGGCCGAGGACCUAGAUAAGGCUGAGCAAGAGGAUAGGAGUAUUCGAGGAAGCGUAUACUAGGCUUUGAAGGAGGCUUUGAUCGGUUUCAUAGUAUGUGUUACUCAUUUUCAUAUUGGUGAUACCCUUUAUGACUAGCGCAUAUAUCGAAUAGAAUGGCCCAAUGAAGCGUCUACAAUAUAAUGUCUUUGUUCUUUAUGGGCCCCUAUUAUCUUGAAAUAAAUGUGCC
Daldinia loculata is the source of this 2137-nucleotide messenger RNA. RefSeq names its product phosphoglycerate mutase-like protein. The transcript has 3 exons. Lineage: Eukaryota; Fungi; Ascomycota; Sordariomycetes; Xylariales; Hypoxylaceae. The coding region runs from base 535 to 1971 and encodes 478 amino acids. The record is from RefSeq and is a predicted model, not a curated record. Gene Ontology annotation, molecular function: phosphatase activity.